Messenger RNA from Symbiodinium pilosum, 696 nucleotides. The record is from the annotation of a GenBank genome assembly. NCBI's taxonomy places the organism in Eukaryota, Dinophyceae, Suessiales, Symbiodiniaceae.
AUGGCUGUGAAACGUACACUUGGGAAGCUCUUGCUGGCUCUCGCGGCCACGACUUUGUUUCCACCUCAGGCCGCACUGGCAGGAUGGCGCGGCCACGAGAAGCCUGUGGCGGAGCACCAGGGUCUUGACAUUGCCAGGUGGCCGGUCCAAUCCAAGGACUUGCUGGUCAAUCUGUUUGCUGCCGUGGGGACUGUGGCGGCUGCGGUCAUCGCCUGUGUCCAGGUUCGGAUUGCACAACGGGACUCUGAGAGAGCCCGACGGGAGUCCAAAGAAGGCCGUAUCCAAGCGGCAGUGGACCGUAUGCUGCAGACCUUUCUCCCAAAGACCAAGGAGGAGAAUGUGGUGAAGCGCGACAUCAUGAAGGACAUCCGGAACCGAAUCCUGGGUUGGAGUCAGCAUGCGACGAUCAUUGCGGGGCGCUUCGGCUGCGGCAAGACCGUGGCGCUGGAAGAGGCGCUCCGCGACAUGCAGGGCGUCUACGUCCACACCGUGGAGGGCAGCGGUUGGAAGAAGGAGCUCUAUGCAUUGCUGGGCUUGGACGACGAGGAGAUGUUCAGGAAGGUCCUCGAAAAAAUCCGACAGAAGCUCAACAAGGCGCCCGUCCUGGUGCUCGACAUCCCGCGAUCGACCAAGGAAGGCAUGGACUCAAUCUCCAGCUUCGCCAAGACUUUCUCGUCGGAAGGGUCGCUGGCGCAC